UAAAGUAUCAAUUUUUAGAUAGUAUUACCUGGAUCAAUGUUGAAGGCUACUGUUGUGUCAAAACAAAUUUCAGCUACUGCUGGGUCAGUGCUCUUAGCAGAUAAAUGGGGAAGAUGUCCACUGCUUUUGCAAGCUGUCUCUGAAAUUAAUGUAUGGGGUUUUACUCCUGCUGAUCAAAGAGGGCAAGUUUUCGGCCAAUUAGUGGUUGCUGAUGGAUAUGCAUCCAAUAAGCCAAUUUUCGCCAAGGGUGCCUAUGUGGGGUUGGCAGCACCAGGGAAUUUGGGUUCAUGGCAAACACAAACCAAGGGUUAUCAGUUCUGGACACAAGCUGACAGGAAAGGUGGGUUCUUUAUUAACAAAGUCCGACCAGGGAUUUACAAUUUGUAUGCAUGGGUUCCUGGUGUUGUCGGAGACUAUAAAUUAGAUGUUGUAAUAGCAAUCAACCCGGGAAGCAACACCAAUAUGGGUUUACUUACAUAUAAUGAUAUUUAUUUAUGAUAUUUUUUCAGAAACAUUCAAGAUGGUAAAAAAAAAACUUGAUUUCCAAAUAAAUCAAGCAAAACAUA
Messenger RNA from Rubroshorea leprosula, 566 nucleotides. NCBI's taxonomy places the organism in Eukaryota, Viridiplantae, Streptophyta, Magnoliopsida, Malvales, Dipterocarpaceae. The record is from the annotation of a GenBank genome assembly.